This is a messenger RNA of Lodderomyces orthopsilosis Co 90-125, 531 nucleotides long. RefSeq names its product mitochondrial 54S ribosomal protein bL12m. Lineage: Eukaryota; Fungi; Ascomycota; Pichiomycetes; Serinales; Debaryomycetaceae. Gene Ontology annotation, molecular function: structural constituent of ribosome. Gene Ontology annotation, biological process: translation. Bases 1 to 531 code for a protein of 176 amino acids. Gene Ontology annotation, cellular component: ribosome. The record is from RefSeq and is a predicted model, not a curated record. The transcript has a single exon.
AUGUCAGUCAUUCGUCAAGCCAUAGCACGUAGCCUUAGAGCCACCCCAAUCAAUAGGUCACCAUCAUUCAUAACAUCCAUCAGAUUCAACACCACCUCUGCCGAAUCAUCAUCACCGGUAGAUCCAAAAAUAACCCAAAUUGUUGAUCAAAUCUCCACAUUAACCCUUUUAGAAACUUCACAAUUAGUCAAUGAAUUGAAAUCGAGACUUAACAUCAGUGAUAUCGCAUUACCAAUAGCUGGUGGUGCUGCUGGCGGAGCCGCACAACAAGCUGCCCCAGCUGAAGAAGAAGAAACCAAACAACCAGUUGAAGAAAAGACCAUGUUUGCUGUUAAAUUAGAAAGCUUUGAUGCUAAAGCCAAACCAAAGGUUAUUAAAGAAGUUAAAGGGUUAUUGGGAUUGAGUUUAGUUGAAAGUAAGAAAUUUGUUGAGAGUGCACCAAAAGUAUUGAAGGAAAAUGUCGCAAAAGAGGAUGCUGAAAAGAUAAAGGCUACAUUAGAGGGAUUAGGAGCUAAGGUUGUUUUGGAGUAA